AUGUCGAGCGAUCAGGUUUUCGGCGUGACACCGCCCAUCUCUGUAGGGUUGCCUACCGAGGCUGAAAAGCGUGCAAGCGAUGCCCUCAUCGAGGAAUUACGGCGGCAAAAGACGUUCGAAAGUCCUUCCGAUACCCAAAAAAGGUUCAAAGUCCUCGAGUCACUGCAAGCUAUUUGCGAUGAGUUUGUCAAGCGCGUCGCUCGAGAGAAGGAGCCCAAGAACGAUGUCCUUAUAAAGAACGCCCGUGGCAAAGUAUUUACAUAUGGCAGCUUCCGUCUCGGCGUGUUCGGGCCCGGUUCCGAUAUAGAUACACUCAUCGUCGCUCCUAAAUACGUCACACGAGAUGACUAUUUUAAGUACUUCCCCGAUUUGUUGGAGGCCAUGGCUCCCAAGGGCGCCAUUACGGAUUUAGCCGCGGUCACCGAUGCAUUCGUGCCUAUCAUCAAAUUUGAAUACUCCGGUAUAAGUAUUGAUUUGAUCUUCUCGCGAAUCAUUCAGAAACAGCUCGCCCCUGACUUUCAAGACCUUAAAGACUCCGGUUUGCUUCGAGGUCUUGACGAGGCAGAGCUCCGCUCGCUUAAUGGCACACGGGUGACCGAUGAAAUUUUGACACUGGUGCCCGAGCAGAGCACAUUCAAGCUUGCCUUACGGGCCAUCAAGCUGUGGGCCCAGCGUCGUGCAGUGUACGGCAACAUCAUGGGGUUUCCCGGUGGUGUUGCUUGGGCCAUGUUAGUUGCACGGGUUUGCCAAUUGUAUCCAAAGGCUGCAACGUCUGUGAUAGUCAACAAGUUCUUUUUGGUCAUUAGUCAAUGGCGUUGGCCUCAACCUGUUUUGCUCAAGCCUAUCGAGAGCGGCCCUCUGCCAGUUCGUGUGUGGAACCCAAAGAUAUAUAAAGGCGAUUCAUUCCACCUGAUGCCCGUCAUUACUCCUGCAUAUCCCUCCAUGUGUGCCACAUUUAAUAUUAGCCGCUCUUCUAUGGCAAUUAUUAAUCGAGAACUUCGAAGAGGCUUAGAGAUUUCUGAGAGCAUUAUGGUCGGCAAGCAACCUUGGAGCGACCUUUUUGUGAAACACACUUUCUUUACUUCAGAUUACAAGUAUUAUAUUUCCGUCAUAUCUGCCAGCAAAUCCAAGGAAGCACAUAACGUUUGGUCAGGAUACGUUGAGUCCAAAGUACGCAUGCUCGUACAGAAAUUGGAACAGCAUCCGUCCAUCGCCUUGGCCCAUGCUUUCAACAAGGGAUACGAGCGUCGACAUGAAUGUAAGGACGACUCUGAGAUAGCACAGGUACAGGAGGGCAGUCUCGAUUUCUUAAUCAAGAAUGGUGAAGAUUGCCAAGCUACAGCGAAACUCAAAUCCGAAGAGCCAAAACAUAAUGCAACCGAAAAUGGCGACACAGAACUCAAACGGCCAACGGAGGUCUUUACCACAACCCAUUACAUCGGAUUAGAACUAGAGGAGGCCGCCAAGUCUCUUGAUCUCUCCUACCAAGUAAACGAGUUUAAAGUCCUGUGUACGCAAUGGCAGAAGUAUCAAGACGAGCUGAAACCACUUGUUUCUAUUGGCGUACAACACGUUCGAAACGAUGUAUUCGAUGUUGGUGAGAAGAAGCCGCAAAAAAAGGGCGCCAAGGGAACAUCGAAGAAGCGUGGCCCCUCAGAGGACAACCCACCUCCAGCAAAACGACAGCAGGCCUCUAUUGCAGCUGCAGGUUGA
Metarhizium acridum CQMa 102 is the source of this 1713-nucleotide messenger RNA. The record is from RefSeq and is a predicted model, not a curated record. NCBI's taxonomy places the organism in Eukaryota, Fungi, Ascomycota, Sordariomycetes, Hypocreales, Clavicipitaceae.